Molecule: messenger RNA, 204 nt
Organism: Funneliformis caledonium
Lineage: Eukaryota; Fungi; Glomeromycota; Glomeromycetes; Glomerales; Glomeraceae
Source: the annotation of a GenBank genome assembly
AUGAAAGAAUUCGCCAAAAGUAUAUCAACCGUUAUGGAUUUUCAGACUAUUAAGCUAAUGAAUAAGAAACCUAUUGAAGACAAAAAGGUAUAUAAAUCUGAAGUUAAAAUCACGCUAAAAAAGAAGAAAGUCUAUAAUAACAAUACCUCGCCUUCAUAUCCAGACUCACCUUAUUCUGAAUCAUCUGAUGAAUAUUUAAUUUGA